GGUACCGCUCAAAACCCGGAAACGCCUUGCGGGGCAGUGUGGGAGGGAGAAGCCCAGGGCGGACAGGCCGGGCCCACCCGUGCUCGCGCACCCCAAGAUGGCUGAGAGGCAGGAAGAGCAGAGAGGGAGCCCGCCCUUGAGGGCAGAAGGCAAGACCGACGCGGAGGUUAAGCUCAUUCUGUACCACUGGACGCAUUCCUUCAGCUCUCAAAAGGUGCGCUUGGUAAUUGCUGAAAAGGCAUUGAAGUGCGAGGAACAUGAUGUAAGUCUGCCCUUGAGUGAGCACAAUGAGCCUUGGUUUAUGCGUUUGAACUCAACUGGAGAAGUGCCUGUCCUUAUCCACGGGGAAAACAUAAUUUGUGAGGCCACUCAGAUCAUUGAUUAUCUUGAACAGACUUUCCUGGAUGAAAGAACACCCAGGUUAAUGCCUGAUAAAGAAAGCAUGUAUUACCCACGGGUACAACAUUACCGAGAGCUGCUUGACUCCUUGCCAAUGGAUGCCUAUACACAUGGCUGCAUUUUACAUCCUGAGUUAACUGUGGACUCCAUGAUCCCGGCUUAUGCAACUACAAGGAUUCGUAGCCAAAUUGGAAACACAGAGUCUGAGCUGAAGAAACUUGCUGAAGAAAACCCAGAUUUACAAGAAGCAUACAUUGCAAAACAGAAACGACUCAAAUCAAAGCUGCUUGAUCAUGACAAUGUCAAGUAUUUGAAGAAAAUUCUUGAUGAGUUGGAGAAGGUCUUGGAUCAGGUUGAAACUGAAUUGCAAAGAAGAAAUGAAGAAACCCCAGCUUCUCAUAUGCAGCAUACUGGUGGAAGGACAGCUCACCUGGUGCCAAAGACAACAGUGGACUUGGCAGAGCUUGCUGCCUUGACAGUGUAUCAAUAGCAGAGCUGAUCUGGCACCUGCCAGUUGGGUUUAUUUCAGCAAACCCACUUUAAAAAUUUUAUUAGCAAAUAAUGAAUAAAUAGGUUUGGAGACUUUCUCCCCUUCUUGCUAUCUUAUUUUAUAUAAUCAGGAUUGUGUGGAAAAUUUUCCUGCCCUUCUGAUCUUGCAUUAGUGUUUUCAAAGUAAUCAAUCAAUAAAUCCUCACAAUGGACUCAAGCUGAACUAGGAUUACAGGCCAAACUUAGAGUGUUAUGGAUGUAUUUUGAAAAGUUAAGUAGGAAGCCAACAAACUUAAGCAUAAAAAUCUUGCUUAUGAGGACUUACUUAAUAUAUGAUUAGUUCAAACUGAAGCAACUUGGCCAUGGAAAAAUGGUGGCACAUGUGUAGCUCAAGGACUAUUAACCUGAUGAAUUGUUUUUGAAUGGAGUUGUACAUACACUCAGUGUCCUGAAUAUAUGUAUUGUCCUGGUACAUACAAGCAAUCAAGUAGAGUGCAUACAGCCACAGAGGCUUAGGGUCUUUAUAAGGCCACAUCAGGACAGGCAUCUUGUUUGAUAACAAAAUAAUGCCCCAGCUUGAGGCAGAGUUAGAGGUCACACACCUUGUUUAUUGUAAAAAACCAAAAACAAAAAACCAAAAACAAGCACACAUUGUUUAUUAUGUGCAGCUGACAGGAAAGAAAUAUCUCUUCCCAUGUAAGAAGCAUUUCAGAUGCCAAUACUCUAUUACUAGACUCAUGAUAUUAGAAACCACAAUGUUACAGUGGUGAGAGAGACCACUAUUUCUAAAUCAAUCUUCAUUCAUUAAAGCUGUAUAGUUUUGGUAGGGAUAGAAUUGAGAUAGGGAUGCUAUAAAAAAGCAGAUUAUAAUCCAGAAUCUUCUUACAUUCUCUGAUAACAAUCAUGUUAGGACACCAAACGAAGGAUCUUUCGAUUGAUUAAUUUGACAGUGGGAAAUAUGUAUGUUAACAAUCAUGUUAGGACACCAAAUGAAGUAUCUUUUGAUUGCUUAAUUUGACAGUGGGAAAUAUGUAAAUAACCAUUGUUUGUAUGCAUCCUUUAUCUCAUUCAAUUAUUGUUGUCAUCGUGUAUUAUUAAUACCUGCCAAUUCUAGGUAUUAAUAUUAGCUCCAUUUUGUAGAUUGAGACAUGAGGCUUAGGAAGAUUAGAUGACUUGGGGCAAGUCACCAAGCUACUGCUAGGUGGUGGUGCUGAAUUUGAACUUUUUUCACUGAGCUGGUAUGCUGUUUUCACUAUACAACUCUACCUCUCUUCGUAAUUACUAUUGUCUGACAGCCCCAUAAAAGUUUGUAAAAAAAAUUACACCAUUGUUGAUAAAUAGGCACAUGCCUUGAAUUGGUCCUGCUAAUGUUCUCCGUGUAGAAACCUCAUAUUCAUUUAGAGCUCCCCAGGUAUCCUAGUAUAUCAAGAUGGUUCUGGAAAGGGAAUAUAGCUCAUCAUCUAAGCUUCUCUGUUAUUAUUUCAAUCACCAUGCUUUCUGGAUUCUUGAGACCAUUUUCAACACUCCCCAAAGCAUUUUUCUUUAUACAUACUAGUCCUAACCAGGGCAUUUUAGAUAAAUGACCUAGUAUACAUGUCCAUUUGAUCAGCUCUGUAACGUUUUCUAAAAUUCCUUCUACUUAGUAUGCAUUUUCUCAUCAGCUCCUCUAACAGGGCCAUCUAUCAUUUACUUCACUUAUUCAAGAGGCCCUCUUAGGGAGAACAAAUAUUUUGCUGCAAGAAGAUUUCUCUAUCUCCUUACCAAUGCAGGGAGCCAUAUGUUAUAUUGUAAGUGGAAAGAAAAGUUAGAUUGUAUCCAAUCCAUUUUGCUUCUCAAAAGGCUACUGCAUCAAAUUAAAAAAAAAUAUGUGUUUUAUUCUAUUUUCUUUUUCUCCUUUCUCCCAAUCCUCUUUUCUUUCAUUUGCUCACUUGUGCAAUCUCUUUCUCUGAUCCAGAAGAAGAUCCAUGGUGGCUUAAAAUGGUUCACAAAAUAUAGCAAAGUGACAUAAUUAGAAAUGAGUGAGGAAUAAAAGAAUAUUAAUCAUAGAAAGAAAAAUACUCUGAAUUUAAUACUUCAGAGAAGAAGGCUAGGAUCAAGUAACUUGCUUGAUAAACAGUAAAUAUACAAACAAUACUAGCUAUGAUUUCAUCAUGAUUAUUUUUAGAUGAAUACAGAAUAUUGAUAUUGAAAAGGUCUCUCGGAAAGUUUAACGUCAAAAUACAUAUGCACUUUCAUCAUUAUACAUAUUGUAUUGUGUUUAUUUUCUAACUUCUCCUUACUAACUGUAAGCUGUGGUUGGGUAGGACUUUGACUGACUUAGGAGUGCAGCAGAUAGUGCUGAUGUUCUAUCCAUAUCUCAGGGGACUUACUACUUCAGGGUACACCAGCAGAUCUCAGUCUCUUUGCCUAAGAACUUUCUUUAAGCUAUGGAAAGCCACUUUGCUCAUGCAGGAAAAUUAACACCAUUCAUAUCCUCCAGAAUCCCUUAACCAAAAAGAAUUAGUUGGUGUAUAAAUAUCUCAACUCCCUCACUCCUCGGGCAAUAUAACUCUAUGAUGCAUGUUUCCCAGAGCCUCCCUAUGGAACUAAAUCCCAAUCAUCCACCAUGGUAGCUGGCUUACUUUUAUUGUCUGCCUUCUCUUUUCAUUUUCCCACUUCUCAACCAAAUAAACCACUAGAACAUGGACCUUUGUUUUAGGAUCUGCUUUUGGGGAACCCAAAUUAAGAUAAUAAUUAUAUCCCCAGAGCCUACUUCAGGAUCUAACACAAAUUGAUUAAUUGAUUGAUAUAAUUGAAGACAAGUAUAUGCUUUCAAUUAUAAAUUUAUAUUUGUUGCUAUCCCCUACAAUUUUUUGUUUGUAAUUUUUUUACUUGUUAUGUAUUUAGGGGUCAAGGUGCAGUUGUAUUACAUGGAUAUAUUGCACAGUGAUGAAAUCUGGGCUUUUAGUGUACCCAUCACUUCAAUAGUGUAUAUUGUACCCAAUAGGCAGUAUGCCAUUCCUCACCCGCCUCCCACCCUCCUACAUUUUGGAGUCUCCAGUGUCUAUUAUUCCAUUCCAUAUGUCUAUGCGUAUCCAUUGUUUAGCUCUCACUUACAAAUGAGAAUAUGUGGUUUUUGACUUUCUGUUUCUCAGUCAUUUUACUAACGAUAAUGGCCUCCAGCUCCAUCCAUGUUGCUGCAAAACACAUGCUUUCAUUCUUAUCAUUAAAAAGAUUUUGUAAUGCAAAGAAUUAGUGUAUUGAAUCCAAAGGUAAAUUUCAAAUUUUAACUUCUCAGGGAGAAGAGAACUAACAUGAUGGUCAGUCUGGAGGCUCAAGUGAGGAAGUAGCCACACUCCAGACUCUGAAGCGGAAAGUGCUCCACGUUCAUUCCACUUGCUGGCUUCACAAUGAUCAAGGAGUCAAGAAGGACCAGCAUCUUGUAGCCCUUCUCCAUCACUGGGUUAAAGAGAGAGGAAUGAAAACCAUUUUUCCCCCAGAAGUUUGGGUUUCUUUUCAGCAUUCUAAUUACCUUAUUCAUUUUUUGGGAAGACACAUAAUAUGGAAUGCUUCCAUCAAUCACGCACUCUGCGGUCCUAAUCAGGGUUUUUGCUUCCUCCUCCCCUGAAGAGCUGUGGUAAAUAGAUCGACAGUGUGGAAAAUUUUAGUUUCCCAUCACCUCUCCCUGUAUCUUAGAGCUUAGAGCAAACCUCAGCAACCAGCUGCCUGGUUCCUUGCUCUGGUGCUGCAUAUAGCUGUUUUAGGUUCUCAGUGAUACCAGAUUCACCAAAAUACAGUUUUCUGGCUUAUUUUAAAAAUAAUCAGAAGAUUUAGUAACUCUGAUCCUACAACGCUGUGUGGCAAUAGUUGGCUGGAACUACAUCACUACUGUCCUGCUGAGAUGGGGCUCUUAAUUUCCAUUUGCCAAACCUGCCUGCUUCUCUUAUUUCUGUCAGCUGCUUGUCAUUUGAGUUUGAGAUCCCUGGUAACUCCUUAGAGCUAUCUUGUUCUGUUGUGUGUCCUUUGUGCUGGAAGCAACUGAAGGAAAGUCUGGCAGCUCCUCCCUACUGCCUUCCCUCUCUAAUGAAGAUCACUCUCUGUUGUUAUACCUUAGCUAGACUCACAGAGGCCCAUGCCCAUACUUAGACAGAGCUUCUUUGUAAAAAGGAAGGAACUGUAGGAGUCAGCUAAAAGUCAGACUGGGUGACAUGGAUAUGAGACCUUCAGAAGACAGGACACACUCUUUAUAGAAUGACACUGCAGUUUGAAUGCCACUCCCAUGCUAGCCUGUGUGGAACACAAAACACUCUUUCAGAACUGACAAGCCCUCUGCUAUCUUACUUCAUAAAAACACUAGGGCCAGGCCAAUUACAUCUUUUGAAGGCAAAGCCAGCUGUCUCUAAGUCCCCCCAGGGCACGACUUCUUAGCCAAACCACAGGGUCAAUGAAUUUUUUGGAGCUGCCUUCUAAAUACCUCGUUCUCUCUCUAUUUUAAUGAAUUAAGUUUACCUUCUAUAUUAUAAUUUUCUGAUACUCUGAAAUAUUAUUUUAGCUCCCUCUUCAACUUAGUGCAAAACCAUGCCCUUCUACAAUCUAGAAACCCAAGUUUUCACCAGUGUUACUGGCCCAUUGGUUCAAGGAAUGGAGUAGACCCUGAAUAGCUGAAUUUUGCGAGACUCUAGCAGCGUUUCUCAUGACCUUUUUUGAGAAAAAGUGCAAAAACAACUGGAUGAUGGGAUGGUGAAACCCACUAGUAUUAAUGGAAUACCUGCUCUGAAAAUGAGCUGAUAAAUUUAUGUUAACUAGGAGAGAUGUUUUAACAGCUAAUUCCUUAGCACUGUCAUAUUCAUUAUCUGUUUUUACAAUAUUACUGUGGCAUGUUUCAUAUAUCAUGUUUAUUUUUUUUAAUUAGUACAUUGUAUAGCAUAAGAAUGGAUUGUUUACAAAAUUUGCAGAUGAGAUGAAAUUGGCAAUGUAUUAUAUAUAGAAAAUGCCAGAAUCAGGAUCCUGACAGAUUUUUUCUUUUCUUUUCUUUUUUUUUUUUUUUUUGAGGUGGAGUCUCACUCUGUCACCCAGGUUGGAGUACAGUGGCACCAUCUUGGCUCACUGCAACCUUCGCCUCCUGGGUUCAAGCGAUUCUCCUGCUUCAGCCUCCUGAGUAGCUGGGAUUACAGGUGCGCCACCACGCCUGGCUACUUUUUUGAUUUUUAGUAGAGAUGGGGUUUCACCAUGUUGAUCAGGCUGGUCUCGAACUCCUGACCUCAUGAUUUGCCCACCUCGGCCUCCCAAAGUGCUGGGAUUACAGGCGUGAGCCACUGCGCCCAAUGAUCCUGACAGAUCUUGAGAGGAUGGAAUGAUGGGGUGAAACUAUUUGAAUUGCACUUAAGAGGAAUGUCUGUACUCUUCUAUAUUCACACAGAAGGAAAAACAGGCAUGUACAAAAAUCACCAUUGCACAAUUCUAGUGGGAGAAGAUGUGGCUUCUUAGCCACACACAUGAAAAAGGUUAUAGUUACCUGAAGACACAACGUGAGUCAACAGUAUGAUGUGAUUCCCUAGAGCAAUGAAAUAUUAAACAAAUUAAUGGAAAGAUUUUUUUUGUCCAGAAAAAGACAAAUGAUAGUCUCUUUUUACUAACCUAGUUAAGACCAGACACAAUCUGAUGCUCACUUCUGAUACCAUGGGUUAAGUAAGACAUUGAUGGACUGGAGUGUUUAGAAGACAGGAACUAGGUGAGGGAAGCUUAGAAACUCUGACUAGUCUGUAGAUGGAAAAUCUAAAGCCAGACAUAAUUAUUGUUUUGAAACUUUUGGAGGCUUGCCAUGUAGAAGGCAGAAGAGAUGUAUUGUGCAUUACCCUUGGAGGGUUGAAGUGUGAUCAAUGAUAAAAUGUUAGAAAAGGAGACUGAUAUUCAUGUUUAUAUAAAGACAGAUUUUAUAGUUAGACUGGGUGACAUGGAUUUAUGAUUAUAUAAAGAAAUAUUUUGUACUGGGUGACAUGAAUAUUUAAUUUUAUAUCCUAAAAAUUAGACUUGUCCAAAACUGUAUUGGCUGCCUCAGGAGGGAUUUUCAUUAUUGCUUGUGAGAUAUUAAAGAAGUGCAUAGAUAUGUAGAUAUACAAGUCACAGAUUUCACUAAA
Molecule: messenger RNA, 7004 nt
Organism: Pan troglodytes (chimpanzee)
Lineage: Eukaryota; Metazoa; Chordata; Mammalia; Primates; Hominidae
Gene: GDAP1
Product: ganglioside induced differentiation associated protein 1
Exons: 6
Coding region: 98-889 (263 amino acids)
Biological process (GO): mitochondrial fusion; mitochondrial fission
Cellular component (GO): mitochondrial outer membrane
Source: RefSeq, a predicted model, not a curated record